Messenger RNA from Planococcus citri (citrus mealybug), 2243 nucleotides. Its product is annotated as S-methyl-5'-thioadenosine phosphorylase-like. Gene Ontology annotation, molecular function: S-methyl-5-thioadenosine phosphorylase activity. Gene Ontology annotation, cellular component: cytosol. Bases 1067 to 1930 code for a protein of 287 amino acids. The transcript is spliced from 6 exons. Gene Ontology annotation, biological process: nucleoside metabolic process. NCBI's taxonomy places the organism in Eukaryota, Metazoa, Arthropoda, Insecta, Hemiptera, Pseudococcidae. The record is from RefSeq and is a predicted model, not a curated record.
UCGUGACGGAAGGUGCUUAAGAGUACCAACCUUCCAUGCAAAUAUCAACCCUGAAGCUCUCGGGGGCAAAUUCACCAUACUUAUCCACCUAUAGCCUUUUGGAAUUUUAGAAAAAAUAUUAUCAACGAUUUUAGAUCUACUCCAGUGUAAAACCGAGAAAUAAAUAAUUAUGAAGUCGAACGAAAAUAUUUCGAGCAUAUCGGAACAUAUUUUCUGUACCAACUCAAACCUCCUCAUUCCGUUUAUCAAAAAUUUUACUGUUUUGUCUCUCUUUGUCUCUGUCUCUAUACAUAUAUCGAUUCAUUUAAUGCUUGUAACUUUGUUUUUUCCAUAAGUUUUUCUACUUCUACCUUUAAAAAAAUUGUAGUAAUGGUUGCGUCGAUUAAGAAAUUUGCGAAAAAAGAUAAUUUUUUUAUUCUAAAUCGGGAGAACCCUCUUGCCAGGUCCUUCGGACCGCGGUGGCGGUUGUUAUGAUAAUAAUAUUUCAAAAUUAAUAACGUCGAUAAAAUUAUAGCGUGGCGCCUAUUUAUUACGCAAAGUUGCGACAAUAGCUCCAGUAGAUAUGUGUUUGUGAGAGAAUCACGUGAUCAAACUUACUGAGCGUAUGCUCGACCGCUACUUGAGACUUGAGUACUUGUUGAUUACUGAUUAGUCAUUCUUCGUUGUUCGAACAUUGAGCAUGUUUGUACUGCACAUUUUAAUCCAUCGUAUCUUUUAAUGUCGUGUUUUUUUAGUCAAAAUUUCACUCUUGCGCAAUGGUGACUAUUAUUAAGAGGUACUCUCCAAUAGAUAUGUAUAACUGAUUAGAUUAGAACUUGACGUAAAGUAGGUGCCUAAAUGAAAUAAGCAUACGUACCUAACCGUCAUUUUAUUGAGCUUUAUCACGGACUACGGUAGUUCAGUUCAACAUUCCCCAGUUGGAAGUACUUACUUAUUACAGAAAUAAAUUGGCCAUUAUCCUAAUCUGCAGUCUCCGACUCUUUCAUUCAUCAGUGCUCUUAAAUCGUCAACUGUUUAUUCAGAGGAUCAAUUCGUUUAUUUCGAUUGUUAAUUCGAUUCCAUCAAUAUGCCUUCUAAUCAACUUUGUUUUAAGAAGUCGAAAUAUGACAUCAAAGUUGGAAUCAUCGGUGGUUCCGGUCUAGAUGAUCCGGAUAUCUUACAAAACGCCAUAGCAAAAGAAGUGAACACUCCAUUUGGCAAACCUUCGAGUGCACUGGUGGAAGGAACUAUCGGUGGCGUACCAUGUGUAGUGCUUUCACGACAUGGCAAGAAACACAACAUUAUUCCAUCCAAUGUGAACUUUCGUGCUAAUAUUUGGGCGUUGAAGGAUGCCGGUUGUACGCACGUGAUUGUUUCCUCAGCUUGUGGUUCGUUACAAAAAGAAAUCGCUCCGGGUGAUCUUGUGAUACCGGAUUCAUUCAUAGAUAUGACUAAAAAACGAGUUUCAACAUUUUACAACAAUGAUGGACCUUACGCCAACACCGUUCUGCAUAUCCCGAUGGAACCGGCAUUCUGUAACCGGACACGUUCUCUGAUCGUCGACGCAGCUAAAGAAUUAAAUAUCAAGUGUAAAAACGGUGGCACAACUGUGGUCGUCGAAGGACCGAGAUUCUCCUCAAUCGCCGAAAGUAAAUUGUUCCAAUCUUGGGGUGCUGAUUUGACCAACAUGACUAUGGUUCCUGAGGUUAUUUUGGCUAAAGAAGCAGGAUUGUGCUAUGCUUGUAUUGCAAUGGCAACUGAUUACGAUUGCUGGAAUGCUAGCGAGGAAAUGGUAAACGUUGAAAAUGUGGUCAAGACUUUCAAGCAGAAUGUAGAAAAGGUUAAAAAUGUCAUGUUACUGGCUGUCAAGAAAAUAGCUGCUGAAGAGUGGAAUGAAACUAUUAAUAACUUGCAGGACGUUGUAAAAGGCAGCAUUCAAAGUAAAGAAUAAGUCCGAAAGGUACCUACCUUGGUUGAAUUUAUACAGAAUUGAUUUACCAUCCGUGGGAGUACCUAGUACUUACUCUCCACAUUUUGAUCCUACAUUAUUAUCGGAUAAUUAACUUAUAAAUAAGUUUAUAAUAAAUAAAACAAAAUAUAAAAUUACGAUGUAAAUAUUGUACUAGGUGCUUGAUCUACCUACAUACCAUAGAAAAUGUGAUUUGUACAUUGUACACUUAUACAAUAAAUAAGUAUAGGUACUUGAGAAUAUGUUUUGUAAAAGAUAAAUCUAUUUCAUUCAAUAUACAACAGCAGCAAUCAAA